AUGUCUCCAGCUCUCACACCAGAAGUUUUGUGGGCCCAAAGGUCCAGCAGUUCCGACAUAGAACAAAACUAUCUUCUAGUAACAAUCAUGAUUCCAGACUGUGAGAAUCCAAAACUCGAAUUGGACAGCACGCAUUUGGAUUUCUCCGCUCAAUCACCAGGCCAUGUUGGUGACGAAGACGAGCACAAGUACCGCUUGCGUAUUGACUUCUACAAGGAGAUCGACGCCGAAAAGUCGCUCAGCAGAGUGGCAAACGGCAGAGAUUAUUUCCUAAAACUGUACAAGAAGGACUUGGACGCGGAGUACUGGCCUCGUUUGACCAAGGAAAAGCUUAAAUACCAUUUCAUCAAGACCGAUUUCAACAAAUGGGUUGAUGAGGAUGAGCAAGAAGAGGAAGAAGAGGAAGAUCACGGUUUCCCUGGCGCUCAAGGCGGUCAAGGUUUCCCAGGCGGACAAGGUGGUCAAGGUUUCCCAGGCGGACAAGGUGACCAGGCCGCAGCUUUGCAAGAGCUUCUGAAAAACAGCGGAGGUCAAGGUCUUGAAGGUCUAGAGGCUCUACAAGGUCUCGGCGGCCAGGGUCUAGAGGCCUUGCAAGGGCUCGGUGCUGACGCUGGCGCCGCUUAA
Lachancea nothofagi CBS 11611 is the source of this 624-nucleotide messenger RNA. NCBI's taxonomy places the organism in Eukaryota, Fungi, Ascomycota, Saccharomycetes, Saccharomycetales, Saccharomycetaceae. The record is from the annotation of a GenBank genome assembly.